Molecule: messenger RNA, 750 nt
Organism: Fraxinus pennsylvanica
Lineage: Eukaryota; Viridiplantae; Streptophyta; Magnoliopsida; Lamiales; Oleaceae
Source: the annotation of a GenBank genome assembly
AUGGCAUGCGACGAAAUUCUGAAGGCUGUUUUCCCUCUGCUGGAAGGCGAAGACCUUGCUACAUGUAUGUUAGUGUGUAAGCAAUGGCAAGAGAUUGCUCGAGAUGAUUACUUCUGGAAAUGCUUGUGCGCAAAGAGAUGGCCAUCAGUCUGCAAGCGGCCCUCCCCUCCCACAGUAACUUAUCAUAAAUUAUUCAAAACCUUCUAUAAACGUCAGGAUAAACGACCUCUCCUUCCGCCGAGGCUUUCCUUCGAGGACUUGGAAUUUUAUAUUGAUAUUUGGUCCAAACAAAGCUUGAUAUUCUCAGAUGUGGUACCGGGGCUCGUCCUCCAGAAGGGAAGCUGGAUUCCACCACCCGGGAUCAGUGAUGUGCUAAGGUCUCACUUGGAGGGUCCAGAAUAUAAGAUGACAUUGCCUGUGGAGCCGAGAUUUAACAUUCCAUCUGACCAGACGGUGAGCGUCUCUGUGCUUGUAGGUCGAAAGGAUUCCAAUAAAGUUGCUUGCAUAAUAAACAAAUCAGUUUUUGAUUACAUUGAUUGGUCAGCAUAUCGCGCCCAUGCAUUUGACUACCUCGACAUCUCUCCUGCCCACCCUUUCGUGUCUGGUAUACGGGCUUGGAUCUCUUUGCUCUUUAUGGACCAUGAUAAUGAUGGUAUAAUUGAUGUGUUUGGAAUUGAAGUGGAUUUCUGUGAUGCUGCCAGCUCCGAGAAACAAGUCCUCUGGCUCCUAGACAUGCUCGAUUGGAAGUGA